GGACAUUUGUGCUGUGUGUUUGUGUCUGUGUGUGUGAGUGUGUGUGAAGUUUAAGAUUCCUGGUCUUGUUGGAGAACACUGCACAUAAGAUGCUCGCCCGACUUGUUGUGCUCUUCUCUCUGCUGUCCCUCACCUCUGCCACUAAAGGAGGUCUGAAUGGGAAGGUUCUCCUGUUUCCUUAUGAGACAGAUUUCAGUUUUGUAAAGCUCAGUCCUCAGAAGCCUCUCUCUCUGUCAGCAUUUAGUCUGUGCAUGCGCAUCGCUACUGAGCUGCAGGAUGAGCGACAGAUCAUCCUCUUUGCAUAUCGUACCAACAGCACAGAUGAGCUCAACAUGUGGCGUGAGAGCGAUGGACGGAUCUCUUUCUACCUGGGCGGAGAUGGUGCACUAUUCCGCCUUAAACCCCUCUCCAGCUUCCGCACUCACCUGUGUCUGACGUGGGACUCCAGUACCGGCCUCGCCGCCUUCCAUGUGGACGGACGCCGCAGCACACGACAGAUCUACAGACCAGGCCAUAAGAUCCGGCCUCAUGGUACUGUGCUGCUUGGCCAGGACCCUGACACACACCUGGGGCGUUUUGAGGUAACGCAGAGCUUUGUGGGUGAGAUGACGGAUGUGAACAUGUGGGACUUCGCUCUGUCACGCAUCCAAAUUAAUGCUCUGUACUCCAACCUGAAACACAGAGUGCCACGUGGAAAUGUGCUCGACUGGAGCACUGUGGAGUAUGAGAUCCACGGCAAUGUCAUGGUUGUGUAUGACGACUGACUACACACACACUCACUCACACACAGAGCGAAGUAGGUUUAAUAGUACAUCUUUUGAGCUUCGAAUUGCAAUUAGUUGUGUAUUAUCCUCAAACAUAUGCAUUGAUACAUAAUAAUAAUGGCAUUUACAAAAUAAUAUAGACAAGGUUAGUAACUCUCACAGACACACACACACACCUGGACUUUUUGUGUUGUCAAAAUAUUAACAGAAGAAUGAUAAAAGUGUAUAAAUCUGGGUGUGCUGGAUUAUAAAUAAAGCAAUACAGCAAAAUAAUCACAAGGUGGCACUGCUGACUCAAAAAAUUCUUAAGACUCAAGUUGCUAAUGUAAAAAUGCUCUAUCCCCAGUUUUUAGGUAACAAAUCUUUAAGUUAAUGUCUAACUUUCUUAUGAGUAAUGUUAGUGAGUGAAUGUUAUGGUUAAUGUCGACCAGCCGUAACAAUAAACUGUCUAGAACAAUAAACAAUAAACAUCUGUCUAAUA
This is a messenger RNA of Clarias gariepinus (North African catfish), 1245 nucleotides long. It is a transcript of the gene crp1, whose product is annotated as C-reactive protein 1. Lineage: Eukaryota; Metazoa; Chordata; Actinopteri; Siluriformes; Clariidae. The record is from RefSeq and is a predicted model, not a curated record. The transcript is spliced from 3 exons. Bases 90 to 764 code for a protein of 224 amino acids.